UUUCUUAUCCUCUUUUCUUCCCCUCCCUCCUUCUCCUCCUAAGUCGGGCUUGGGAUCUCUCUAGUGGAUUGCUGAUUAACCUGCAUAGAUGAUUGAUGAUUAACUGGACGAGGGUAUGAAUUCGGGGGCUCCUGAGAGCGAAUGUCACUGAAGACUAAUCCUCAGAUUAGUCUUAACAUCAACCAGUGGAUUUCCUGUGAUUGGACGUUUCGGACUCCUCUAAACUGGGUUUGCAAAUACUGAAAUGUAUUUUUAGUUGUUAAUAAUACUACUUUUGAGCCAUUUUGCAGUGAUAUGCAAUUACAGAAGGUGGACUUUGGUGAAUGAGUGUGAGUUUGAGUGUGGACAGCUCUGAAACAUCUAUUUGCAGCUGCUGUUUUCUCUUGGGAGGAAUAAAGAAGUAUAGUAGGGGUAUUAUUGGUAUAGUGUGUGCUCCUAUAGAGUGUAUAGCUGUAUUUGGAAGAGUCAGAUAAGGGAGGUAGUUUGUAUGUGUGUGUGAGAGCUUCUGACUGUUCAUCAUGGAAAGUUUUGACCUAGAGAAGAAAGAGAAGCGCUACUGUAUCCGGGGCAAGCAUGCUGUUAUCAUCUGUGUGGUCAUCAUAGUAACUGGUGUUGCUGUGGGGCUUGGGGUGGGCCUGAGCCUGAACAACUCAGACGAGGAGACCCCGACGACAGCAACCACAUCAACAACCACUCCAACACCCACGACAUCUCCUGAUAGGGGUCCCUGCAAACCCUCCACCAGCACCAACGGUGACUGGACCAACUUUCGCCUGCCUGACCACAUCAUCCCAUUCCACUAUGACCUGCACAUGGAGCCUGACAUGGUCGAGGACACCUACACUGGCAGAGUGUCCAUUCAGUUCAACCUGACCAAGCCCAGCACACACAUUUGGCUCCACAUCCGAGAGACCUUCGUCACAGCUGUGCCUACCCUUACUAUCAAUGAGUUUGAUGGAUUCAGCCGUGUUGUUGAAGUGAAAGGAUGCUUUGAAUACACCCCGCAGGAGUAUUUGGUGGUGGAGGCCACAGAGCAGCUGAAUGCCACAGAUUUUCAUGAGUACUACACCCUCACACUGCACUUCCAGGGAUGGCUCAAUGGCUCGCUGGUCGGAUUCUACAAGACAACCUACCAGGAGGGAGGAGAGACCAGAAAAAUUGCAGCCACAGACCACGAGCCCACCGACGCUCGUAAAUCUUUCCCCUGCUUUGAUGAGCCAAACAAAAAAGCCACGUACAACAUCUCCAUCACCCACGACGUGCUCUACCAAGCAAUGUCCAACAUGCCAGUGGAGAAAACAGAGACCCUUCCUGAUGGGAAGGUCAAAACCAUUUUUAUGAAAUCAGUCAAGAUGAGCACCUACUUAGUGUGUUUUGCUGUGCAUCGUUUUGAGUUUGUUGAGCGGAUUUCUGAAAGUGGAAUUCCACUGAGGAUCUAUGCUCAGCCCUCACAGAUCCACACUGCUUAUUAUGCAGCAAAUGUCUCUAAAGUGAUUUUUGACUAUUUUGAACAGUACUUUGACAUGAAAUACUCCAUACCCAAGCUUGAUCAGAUAGCAAUCCCAGACUUUGGGACAGGAGCCAUGGAGAACUGGGGUCUGGUCACCUACAGAGAGACCAACCUGCUGUAUGAUGAGCAGGAGUCUUCCUCUUACAACAAGCAACGUGUGGCCAGUGUCAUCUCCCAUGAGCUUGUGCAUCAGUGGUUUGGGAAUAUUGUCACCAUGGACUGGUGGGAUGACCUGUGGCUGAAUGAGGGAUUUGCCAGCUUCUUUGAAUAUGUGGGAGUGGAAAAGGCUGAGCCUGAUUGGGGAAUGCGUGACAUCAUGCUUCUUGAUGAUGUAUUUCCUGUUAUGGUUGAUGAUGCACUCCUCUCCUCUCAUCCUAUCAUCGUGGAAGUGUCCACCCCAGCUGAGAUCACCUCUGUUUUUGAUGCCAUUUCAUACAGCAAGGGAUCGUCUAUUUUAAGGAUGCUGGAGAGUUGGAUUGGUCAAGACACCUUUAGAGAUGGCUGUCGGAAAUAUCUAAAAGACUUCCAGUUCCAGAAUGCCAAAACAUCAGAUUUUUGGAAAGCCCAGGCUGAGGUCAGUAAAGAAGCUGUAGAAAUAGUUAUGGAUACGUGGACCAAACAGAUGGGCUACCCAGUGCUGAACUUGGCCAGCACAGACACAGUAGCUAAACUCACCCAGCAGAGAUUUCUCCUGGACCCAAUUGCUGACCCCAGUCAGCCUAGCACUCCUCUGGGCUACAAAUGGACCAUUCCUGUUGAAUGGUACUCUCUGAAUACCAGUAAGAACAGCACCAUUGAUUUUGAUGAAUCAGAGUCUGAGUUAGUCAUUGCAGGCUACUCGCCUUCUACUGACGGACUCAUUAAAGUAAACAAAGACCACAUGGGCUUUUACCGUGUCAAUCACAAUGACGACAUGUGGAGUUCUAUCAGUCAGCAGCUGCUGGAAAACCACCUGGUGUUCACUGCAGCAGACCGAAGUGGUUAUAUUGAUGAUGUGUUCGCUUUAGCAAGGGCUGAUAAAGUGAAUUAUGGGAAUGCAUUCAACUUAACCAAAUACCUGGCCAACGAGACAAGCUACAUUGUGUGGUCCCGCCUCUCUUCUUCUAUAGCCUAUGUGAGGGACAUGCUGGCAUCAGACUCCGAGCUCUAUCUCAAAUUCCAGAAACUUUUCCGAGAACAUGUACACAAGAUCUCCAGAGAGCUGGGCUGGGAUGAUGUAGGCAGCCAAACAGAUCGUCUGCUGAGGGAGACGGUUCUGGGUAUCGCCUGCCAGAUGGGUGAUGAAGAGAUUCUUACAGAGGCCUCUGCCAUUUUUAAAGACUGGAUUGAUGGAACAGUCAGCAGUGUGGCAGUGAACCUGAGGCUGCUGGUGUAUCGAUACGGUAUGAAGAAUUCAGGAACGGUCGAAAGCUGGGAGAUUAUGUUCCAGAGAUACCUCACCGCCUCGCUCGCACAGGAAAAAGACAAGCUGCUGUAUGGCCUCGCUUCUAUAGAAGACGUUUCACAGCUCAGCAGGUUGCUGGAGGCAACAAAGGAUGAGUCCAUUAUUAGGAGUCAAGAUGUUUUCACCCUGAUUCGAUAUGUAUCCCUGAACAAGUAUGGUGAAAGCAUGGCUUGGGAUUGGGUCACACUUAACUGGGACUACCUAGUUAACAGGUUCACUAUCACAGACAGAAACCUGGGCCGCAUUCUUACCAGAAUCAGUACUUCAUACAACUCGGAGCUGCAGCUGUGGAAGAUGGAACAUUUCUUCGCCCUGAACCCAAACGCUGGAGCAGGAGAGACGCCCAGAAAGCAGGCUUUGGAGACAGUGAAGAAUAACAUUGAGUGGGUGAAACGCAACAAACAAGAGAUCCAGGACUGGCUUGGGAGCAACGUGUCCUCCUAAACACAUCAACAAACUCCACACACUUCAACACACUCACUUCAUCUCUCCACAUCACCUCAUUUGUUUCCUUCCCAGCUUUUACUUCAAUGUGAAGAGACUGAAAUCAACAACCUGUAGUUAAUUCAUCAGGGCCCGAAAAAAACAAGCACUCAACAAGCGCUACAAGCAUUCCGCUGUGUAGUUUUUGAGAUGACAUAUGAAUCAUAUUUACUGAUGAUCUUAUGAUUGUGAAAAAUAAACUGUACAUUGUGUUUUGUUAUAACAUUAUAUUUAAGAUGCUGGAAAGUGUUUGUUAAAGAUGGACUAAACUCAAAUGUUUGGUGUCAAAUUAUUAAAUUAUAAUUAAAAGUGUCAUUGUCAUGCUAUUAUUGUUAAUUUAAUGUAAUAACCUACUAAUCUUGUACAAACGAAACCUGAAUCAAAUUGACUCAAUGUUCACUGUUUAAGAAAAUAAAGAAAACAUUGUAUCAAUAA
Messenger RNA from Astyanax mexicanus (Mexican tetra), 3872 nucleotides. RefSeq names its product glutamyl aminopeptidase. Lineage: Eukaryota; Metazoa; Chordata; Actinopteri; Characiformes; Acestrorhamphidae. Gene Ontology annotation, molecular function: metalloaminopeptidase activity; zinc ion binding; peptide binding. Gene Ontology annotation, biological process: proteolysis; peptide catabolic process. The transcript is spliced from 20 exons. Gene Ontology annotation, cellular component: cytoplasm. Bases 519 to 3398 code for a protein of 959 amino acids. The record is from RefSeq and is a predicted model, not a curated record.